AUGCUGCUGCUCGUCGACUUCUCCAUUGUCUGUCUGCUGGUCUACUCUCUUGAGCCGCUCAUCACGCUUCUGCGCCGCAACGACGAGCUCUUCAGCCCGCGCAUCACUAUCCCUCGCAACUCCUCCUGGAGCUCCUUCGACGACGACGACAUGAGCCACCCGCGAAUUCCUCGAAUUCUGCACCAGACUACGCCCAACACCACGAUUCCUGAGAAAUGGGCCCAGUCGCAGGGCAGUUGCCGAGAGACAUAUGCCGACUUUGAGUACAUGCUGUGGACCGACGAGUCAGCUCGCGACUUCAUCUCUACUGAAUACCCCUGGUUUGUCGAGAACUGGGACGGCUAUGCCUUCCCCAUCCAGCGCGCCGACGCCAUCCGAUACUUUGUCCUCCACCACUACGGUGGCAUCUACCUCGACAUGGACACCUUUUGCAACGAAACCCUUCCCCUGGAGGAGCUCGAGAAGGGCCCUGGCCCUCACUACGCGCUCUUCAAGUCGACUCUGCCGACCGGUGUCACCAACGACUUUAUGGUCACCACCGCUCGACACCCAGCCUACGCCGCUGCCAUCUCUAAGCUGCCUAUCUUCUACGACAUUACUCGAUUCUGGGCCGAGAUCCAGCCGUAUGCCAACAUUAUGAUGUCCUCUGGACCGCUGUUCCUCAGUCUUGUUGUCAAGGACUACUUGCUGGGACAGCCCUCACUGCCGUCGCCAACAGUUCAGGUCAUUGAUCCACCCGAACUGGGGUCGUACAUCACCGACCUCGAGAGCGCCACCUGGCACAAGGCAGAUGCCCACGCUCUGAUGUGGCUGGGCACCCGACCAUGGACCUGGUUCCUUGCGGGAGCCGUUGGCCUGAUGAUCGGCUUAUACUUUAUCAACUACCUGCUGCUGCUGAUUUGCGAUACUUUCCUUCGCAAGGUCCCAUCCAUAACCUACGCCAUCAAGGAAAGCAAGUUGGCAUAA
Messenger RNA from Trichoderma citrinoviride, 966 nucleotides. RefSeq names its product glycosyltransferase family 32 protein. The record is from RefSeq and is a predicted model, not a curated record. Gene Ontology annotation, biological process: mannosyl-inositol phosphorylceramide biosynthetic process. The transcript has 2 exons. NCBI's taxonomy places the organism in Eukaryota, Fungi, Ascomycota, Sordariomycetes, Hypocreales, Hypocreaceae. The coding region runs from base 1 to 966 and encodes 321 amino acids. Gene Ontology annotation, molecular function: mannosyltransferase activity.